UAUCACGUGAGAAACGACCAAAAAAGCAGCCACCACCUCACUUUGAUAAUGUCAUAACUCAUAGCAAUGAAAGAAAGUUAAGUUCAUAUUGAGAGCAAACAAGGAAAGAAAAAUGUUCAUAACCCUUCAAUUAGUCUCAACUAAUAGAAUCAUUUUAGCUUUGAAACUCUCAUAUCUUGUAUUUCUCUUUUCUUCAAUUCCAAAAGCCAAAGGCUACACUACUAGAGCUCAUAUCUUCAUCUAUGCUGGCUGCUCUCAAGAAAAAUACCAACCAAACACACCCUUUGAAGCCAACCUUAAUUCCUUUCUGUCUUCAGUUUCUGGCUCUUCUUCUGACACUUCUUACAAUAGCUUUGCCAUUGGAAAUGGAAGCUCAUCACCACCAGAAGGGUCCAUAUAUGGUUUAUACCAAUGCAGGGCUGAUUUGAGGCCAAAUGAGUGCUCAAAAUGUGUUAAAAGUUGUGUUGACCAAAUAGGCUUGAUUUGUCCCUUGGCUUUUGGAGCAUCUUUGCAACUUGAAGGCUGUUACAUAAGAUAUGAGCAUGUUGAUUUCCUUGGCAAGCCUGACACAAGUCUUUGGUACAAGAGGUGCAGUAAAGCAGUGGCAAAUGAUGCCGAGUUCUUCCGGCGAAGAGAUGAUGUUCUUGCUGAUUUGCAAGUAGCUAAUGGAUUUGGAGUCAGCACUUCAGGUUUUGUUGAAGGGUUUGCACUGUGUUUGGGGGACUUGUCUAUGGCUGAUUGCUCCUCUUGCCUUCAAGAAGCCGUGGGAAAGCUUAGGAGUAUAUGUGGAUCAGCAGCUUCAGCUGAUGUGUUCUUGGCACAGUGUUAUGCUCGGUAUUGGGAAGCUGGCUACUAUGAUGAAGCAGAAUCUUCCAAAGACGAUGAUCAAGUGGGGAAAUCAGUUGCCAUUAUUGUGGGAAUACUAGCAGGUCUAGCCAUUCUUGUUGUUAUUCUCUCAAUCUGCAAAAGAGCAAUGGGUUAAAAAAAUGUGGACGUGGGGGUUACACACAAAGCAAGAAGGGGGGGGGGUGGGGGUGUAAUCAUUUCAAAAUGUCUGCAAAUGUUUGUUUAAAUUUUAUGAAAGUGCUGCUUCCACUUUUGUGCUAUCAUUAUCAUUAUUAAUUUACUAUGUUUUUCAGAAGGUGGAUGUUAUCUUCUGGCUUAUAAAGUGGAAAUCUCAUAUCCAUCAACUUCAAAAAGGCUGCCAAAUCACUUGCUGUCGUGAUCUCAAAACAAAAAACAGAUAAUUUUUUUUUUUUAUAAAAAUAAACUUCAAAAA
Glycine soja is the source of this 1279-nucleotide messenger RNA. RefSeq names its product plasmodesmata-located protein 8-like. The transcript is spliced from 3 exons. The record is from RefSeq and is a predicted model, not a curated record. Lineage: Eukaryota; Viridiplantae; Streptophyta; Magnoliopsida; Fabales; Fabaceae. Bases 113 to 982 code for a protein of 289 amino acids. Gene Ontology annotation, cellular component: plasmodesma.